AUGACUGAUGAAGAGGCCUAUAAAUUUGCAAGACGAGCUAUAAUGCAUGCAGCAUUUCGAGAUUCAGGUUCUGGCGGUGUUUGCAAUAUGGUUCAUAUCACUCCAACAAAGAAAAUCCGAUUCCCUCCCAUAGAUGUAACUAAACUCUACUAUGAAUUUGCGGACGAAAUUGGAAGGGAUGUUGCUUAUGAACCGAAAGAUGACGAGUAA
Messenger RNA from Enterobius vermicularis (human pinworm), 210 nucleotides. NCBI's taxonomy places the organism in Eukaryota, Metazoa, Nematoda, Chromadorea, Rhabditida, Oxyuridae. The record is from the annotation of a GenBank genome assembly.